GCAGUUACCACCUUAAUCUCCUUGGUUAUCCAAUGUCGGAAUCAACAAUGUCUGGUAAAGGCGUUUUGCGAAGCGUCAAAAACUAUGCCAAGGGUUAUUCGGAUAUACAGAUCAAAGUACGUGAGGCUACAUCUAACGAUUCGUGGGGCCCGAGUGGAACCUUGAUGAAUGAAAUCGCCAAUGCUACGCACAAUCCCCAAGACUUCCUGGAGAUUAUGGAUAUGAUAGAUAAGCGCCUUAAUGAUAAGGGAAAGAAUUGGCGGCAUGUGUUUAAGGCUUUGACUGUUCUGGAUUACUGCUUACACGUUGGAUCGGAAAAUGUUGUCUUGUACGCAAAGGAGAAUGCAUACGUUGUCAAAACCUUGCGAGAAUUUCAACAUAUCGAUGAUACUGGCAGAGAUGUUGGUGGAAAUGUUCGCCAGAAGGCAAAGGAUAUUUCCAGUCUGUUGAUGGACGAGGCGCGUUUGAGAGAAGAGCGAUCAUCACGUACUCAAAUGCGAGACAGAAUGGCUGGCGUGGACAAUAUCAUGGCAGACUUCCAAAGCCCUCGAGAUCGCAUGUCUCCGUACGAGCGACCACCUGGAGAUCGAGGAGAAGAUCGAGGAGGAUAUCGGGAUGAGGAUAGAGAACUUCGCAGAGCUUUAGACGAAAGCAAGAGAUUGGCAGAAGAAAGCUCAAGAAAGAAAAACCAUGACGAGGAUGAUUUGCAAAAGGCUAUCAGAUUGAGCGAACAAGAAGCUCGAGACAAAGAAAGACGAGACCGAGAGCGGCUUGAGCGGGAGAAUGAGAAAGCCUUGUUCAGCAACAUCGCUCCCGAAACAAACCAAGCAAGCCUCAAUGCUUUCCCUCAACAAAUGAACAUGAAUGCUACAGGCAACCCAUACCAACAACAACAGGUGCCCUGGCAGGUCACAGGCGCCACCAAUCUUUCAUUCUCUCAUCCAGUUGGAGGCAACCAAAUGUAUUCUCAGUUCACCGGAAUGCCAAACAAUCCUUACCAACAGCAAGCUAUUGCCAAUCCUUAUCUACAACAGCAGCAACAACCUCAAUUUACCGGUAUGAUGCAGCAACCUAUGGUAACCGGUAUGCAGUUCCAGACACCACAAAUGACGGGCAUGCAAUAUCAGCAAGCACAGCCAACGGGCAUGCAAUUCCCUACAUCAUCUAUUUCCAGUGUGCAAACCGGACAAAACAAUCCCUUUGGAGCUAACGCUGGCAACACAUCGCAGUCUAACUUCAUGUCCAGCCCAUCCCUUCAAACUUCCAACACAUUUGGACAGUCUUUGCAACCACAACAGACUGGAUUCCAAGCCAAUUCCUAUGGAAGCCAUUCACCACAACCCAAUCACUUCUCUAUCGAGAACCAAUCGAAUAAUGCCGCUACACCAACAAGUAGUAAAUCUACCCCCACAGCCUCGCGUCCCAAUGAUACCAAGUUUUCCAAGCUUAAUGCUUUGCUUGCAACUGGAGGUGAUGGUCUGGAUACCUUCGGUAAUACUGGAAACUUGAGAGUACCAGUUGGUACUGGAUUUGCCAAUAGUAUGAAAUUGGAAUAUGCCAAGACAGGUUCGGGUGCCGAAGGCUUCGGCCAGGAGGAAAGCAAUGUGCCCAAAAACUUUGAUCCCAGCCUUAUAGAUAGUCCACAGCAGUCAUUUGGAAACCAACCCACCCGAAAUCCCUUUGGACAAUCAACAUCAAGCUUCAGUACACCCUCCUCCAGCCAACCUGGCAAUAAGAAGUCAUUGUUCGAAAUGAUGCAAGAGCAAAAGAUGCAGCAGCAACAACAGCAACAGCUUCAGGCUCAACCUACUGGAAUGAACUUCCAGACUCCUCAAAUGACUGGGUUCCAGCAACCAUCCAUGACAGGUUACAAUGGCCAAGGCGGGUCGUCCUUUUUCUAAUUGAUGAGAUUCUGCGAGUCAGGUCCUAAUGGCCGUUAGGGGGUAUGGAUAAAAAAAAGUAGUAGUAUUUUUUUGCGGUUAGACCACCGUACUGCGACAUGAAUACUUGUCAAUAUUGUAAUAAAUGAUAUGGGUUAAUUAUGUUCAAGCCGUCUGUUUGAGUAAUUGAUAGGGGUGGCCGAUCAGAAGAACCAACG
Messenger RNA from Umbelopsis ramanniana AG, 2098 nucleotides. RefSeq lists its product as uncharacterized. Gene Ontology annotation, molecular function: clathrin binding; phospholipid binding. Gene Ontology annotation, cellular component: plasma membrane; endosome; clathrin vesicle coat. The record is from RefSeq and is a predicted model, not a curated record. The transcript has 10 exons. Bases 33 to 1901 code for a protein of 622 amino acids. Gene Ontology annotation, biological process: endocytosis; actin filament organization. Lineage: Eukaryota; Fungi; Mucoromycota; Umbelopsidomycetes; Umbelopsidales; Umbelopsidaceae.